AUGAGGGCCGAUAGAGCGGCUGGAGCUGGAGCUACUGAGGACGCGAGAGGUGCGGCAGGCUGGGCGCGGUGGGGCGGUGCGCACCGGGUUUUAAGGCGCGGGGGCUGGGACGGCGCGUUGGGGGCGGAGCUCCUGCUUCGGGCGUCUUGGGGCUCCCAGGGAGAAAAGGAGGCCUACUGUCAGAAAGCAUCCCUCCAGCUCUUCAGCUCCCGGGGUGGGAGGAUGCGGAAGAGAGAGGAGAUCGAUAAAGAACGCUCGCACAUUUCAGUCUUCUCCAUUCCUCAAUAUAUAGAUCCAGUCACCAUCCUAAAAGCCUUCACUGGAAUUAACACUAGGAAGACCUACGAUUACCUGUUCAAGUUGCUGCUGAUCGGGGACUCGGGGGUGGGGAAGACCUGUGUCCUGUUCCGCUUCUCCGAGGACGCCUUCAACUCCACUUUCAUCUCCACCAUAGGAAUUGACUUUAAAAUUAGGACCAUAGAGCUCGAUGGCAAGAGAAUUAAACUACAGAUGUGGGACACGGACGGCCAGGAGCGGUUUCGGACCAUCACAACGGCCUACUACAGGGGAGCAAUGGGCAUCAUGCUGGUCUACGACAUCACCAACGAGAAGUCCUUCGACAACAUCCGGAACUGGAUUCGCAACAUCGAGGAGCACGCCUCUGCAGACAUGGAGAAGAUGAUACUUGGGAACAAGUGCGACGUGAACGACAAGAGACAGGUGUCCAAGGAGCGGGGAGAGAAGCUGGCCCUUGACUAUGGAAUCAAGUUCAUGGAGACCAGCGCCAAGGCCAACAUCAACGUGGAGAACACAUUUUUCACUCUCGCCAGAGAUAUCAAAGCAAAAAUGGACAAAAAAUUGGAAGGCAACAGCCCCCAGGGAAGCCACCAGGGCGUCAAGAUCACCACCGACCAGCAGAAGCGGAGCAGCUUCUUCCGAUGCGUGCUUCUGUGAGGAGCACCGCCUGCCUGGGUCGAACUCCGCCCAGCUGACUGUGCCUGUCCUGGGGCCGCGCUCAGCGGGCCUCCCGCCUCCACACCUCGCCCGCGCUGU
This is a messenger RNA of Sciurus carolinensis (gray squirrel), 1053 nucleotides long. Its product is annotated as ras-related protein Rab-8A-like. The record is from RefSeq and is a predicted model, not a curated record. Lineage: Eukaryota; Metazoa; Chordata; Mammalia; Rodentia; Sciuridae. Gene Ontology annotation, cellular component: dendritic spine; trans-Golgi network transport vesicle; endosome. Gene Ontology annotation, biological process: protein localization to plasma membrane; Golgi vesicle fusion to target membrane; protein secretion. Gene Ontology annotation, molecular function: GTPase activity; GTP binding.